This is a messenger RNA of Periophthalmus magnuspinnatus, 4293 nucleotides long. RefSeq names its product caveolae-associated protein 2-like. Gene Ontology annotation, cellular component: cytoplasm; caveola. The coding region runs from base 223 to 1506 and encodes 427 amino acids. The record is from RefSeq and is a predicted model, not a curated record. The transcript is spliced from 6 exons. NCBI's taxonomy places the organism in Eukaryota, Metazoa, Chordata, Actinopteri, Gobiiformes, Gobiidae. Gene Ontology annotation, molecular function: protein kinase C binding.
GCUGGAGCUGCGGCGAAGGGCGAGGCUCGGAAACUCUGCUCCCGGACUGUCCCGCGACUCUGCCCGGUACUGCCGCUGCUCCUGCUGCCGCUGCUGGUCCUCUGGUUCUGUUCCUCUAGUUCUGUUCCUCUGGUUCUGUUCCUCUGGUUCUGUCUCGGUUCGGUUCAGUUUACACAAGUUUUCUUCAGUUUUCGGAGUUUUCUGCGCCUGCGCACGGAGAGGAUGGUGACGCUGGAGACGCACCAGAGCCAAGAGCUGCAGGUCCCGAGCUCUGACCCAGGACCGAGUCUGGACCCGAGUCUGGACCCGAGUCUAGACCCGAGUCUGAACCUGAACCAGGUCCUAGACCCUAGUCUAGACCUGAACCAGGACUCGGGUCCGAACGCCAUCACGGUCCUCACGCUGCUGGACAAACUGGUGCUAAUGCUGGACACGGUGCAGAGGGACCAGCACAACAUGGAGGUGCAUCAGGUGCAGAUGGAGAGUGUGGUCAGAGGGAUCCAGGCCGACAUGACCAAACUGUCCAAGAGCCACAGCCACACAGCCAAUACGGUCAGCAAACUACUGGACAAGAGCAAGAAGCUGUCUGUGACUAUGAAAGAGGUGCGUGCUCAGAUGGAGAAACAGGGCGCUCAGGUGAAGAAACUGGAGGCAAACCAUGCCCACCUCAUUGACCGCAACCAGUUUAGAGUUUUAAUCUUUCAGGAACAGACCGAGAUCCCGGCCUCGGUCUUCGUCAAAGACCAGCCGCCGUUUCCUCGCGAUGACAUCACAGAAGAGGGGGAGGAGCCUCAGCCGGAGGGGGCGGGGCUUCACACCAUCGAUUUAUCAUCAGACGAGGAGGCGGGGUUGGAAGCAGAGCUCGACGACGACUGGCCCCAAGACCUGGAACUUGAAAAUCUGGAACCGACGAGAGCCGAGAAACUGAAACGAUCCAGCCUCAAGAAGGUGGACUCUCUCAAGAAGGCGUUUUCAAAGCAGAACAUCGAGAAGAAAAUGACGAAGAUCGGAACCAAACUUGUGUCAGUGGAACAACGCCAGAAACUCAAACUCAAGUCUCCUGUUUCAUUUGGACUCAAGAAGUCUCGUGGCUCAGCUGAGAUUCAGGUGGAGACUCUAGAGGCCGUGGCUGAGACCAUGGACUCGCCUGAUGCUCUGCCCCAGGACGAUGCUCCAUCUGUGGGGCACGAGGAGCAGGAGGCCCCAGUGGAGCUGGACCAGAGCUUGGACCAAAGCCAGGACCAGAGCCAGGACCAGAGCUUGGACCAGAGCCAGGACCAGGAGAGCGCUGAGGGCAUGAGCGCGGACUACGCCCUGUCCUCCACCCUGCCCCAAGACCAAGAACCAGACCAGGGUCCAGACCAGAGUUCAGACCAAGAUCCAGACCAGGAUCCAGACCAGAGCCCCAAAAUAGAUCUAGAGAAGGACCUGGAGGAGGAGCCAGAGAAGAAACUGGAGCCAGAGGAGAAUGUCCAGGGCGGGGCCAGAGGCGAGUGGGAGGAGUGAUGUUCUGCAACAAAAGUCCUGUUUGAGAAAUACAGAAUAAAUAUAUUAUCAUACAUAUAAGAGCACUUUUAAUAGUUGCUAAAAAUAGAUUGUGACGUCACCUCACAAAGCAUUAUGGGAGACGCUUUUAGACAAACGGCAAAACCGCUGUGUCCUCCACCUGCUAACACUAACCCUGCUAACACUAACCCUUCUAGCACUAAUUGUCAGAACAGCCUCCUCAUUCACAGUCCUAAGUCCUAACUUGUUUUCUAACUUUUCUGUGUGUGUCAUGUCCCUGUGUAAUAGAGCUGCAUUCAUGAUCUUGGAAACUCGGAAAUAGCCACAUAAUCAUCCAACUUUCUAAAAUCAGAGGGUUCAUGAGAGCAGCCUGUGAAGCGCUCGUGCAACAACCAUUCAUUUCAUUCAAAUGGGGAGUUGUUCAGAAACCCUGUAGUUGUAAACAGAGAAUUAUGUGACGGGAUGCUGUUUCUUAUGGGGAAAUUGAAGAUAACUAAUUAUCUAGGAAGCUUUUGCAAAGUUGUAUUGCUGAGUAAGAAUUACAUAGAAUAUAAAGCUAAAUUUGUCUUAAAUGUCUUAAAUUUUUUAAGUAAAACCAUUGGUGUAAUAUAGUAUAAAUUCCCUCUCAGUUUGUCUCCACGCUGUUCUCCAAUCCCAAUCAGACUCAUGUCUUGGUGACAUAAACUCGGGAAUUCUAAGACCAGUGCUUCCACACGAGUUUCUCAGUUGAAAUUCCCAUCUGAGUUGCACUGAGUUGUGUUCAUUCCUGUUUUUCCAAGUUGAAGGCCAGCUCUUCUGCAUUUCCAAGAUCACAUGAAUGCAGCAAUAGUCUUAAGGUUAUGACAUAAUCUGUUUUUUUUUUUUCCUGUGGACUGUGGCGACGCAGCACUACUUUAAAUCUCUAUGUUUUUUCACUAUCCCAGAAAAGUGCAGUUUCACUCAAAUGUGAUUCAGGCCUUUUCUUAAAUAUAAUAUUAUAUUUCUCUUGCUCGCUCUCUCAUAUACAAAACUGAUUCAUAUAACCCAGGUCUCAACUAACUACUUUAGACAUAUAGAACUGCACUAGUCUCCUCACUCCCAGUUAAUAACUCUAUCCAAUGGCUCUGGACUAUGACUCUCCCUUUUAUCUUUAUUCAUUCUCUUUCUCUCUCCUACACUCGCACUCACUUGCAGACAUACAUAUACUGCCAUGCCUCUUCUUUCUUUUUCUCAACCCCCUAUCCAAUUUUGUUUAUUUUAUAUCUACUUCUUAUUUUCAAGUUUCAACAUUUUUUUCCUGUUAUCAGUUCAUUCAAAUGAUGCAUUUACUGUCUGCUCUGUCUUGGUUUUGCACACCUAACACAAACACAUGUGCAUACAGACACCAAACACAUUAACAUUUGUCACUUGGAAUGUGCGUGGCAUUCGCACACAGGCGAAAAAGAAAAAAAUCUUCAGCGAACUUCAUAAACUAAAACCAGACAUAUGCCUUCUACAAGAAACUCACUUAUCAAAUUCAGAUCUUGAUCUACUACAAUUUAAAGAAUUUAACAGUAUAUAUUCAUCUACAUACAACAGCAGACAACGAGGAGUAUCAAUCUUAAUACACAACAAACUUAUAUUCAACCAUCUCUCGACAAUAACUGACCCUGAGGGACGGUAUGUCAUCAUCAAUGGCACCAUGUCCAACAAUAAAUUUACAAUAGUUAAUAUAUACGGACCUAACACCGACGACCCCUCAUUUUUUCACUGUAUAUUCUCAAAAUUAAACGAAGCUUCAAAUAUAAUCAUCGCUGGAGACUUCAACACAGUACUGGAUUCAAACCUUGACCGCUCACACAUCGCAGGACAUAAUAGACACUGGCAUUCCACAGACACAAUAAAACAAUACAUGACAGACUUUGGACUUGGCGAUAGUUGGAGAUUGUCACACCCACACAAAAAACAAUACACACACUCUUCUGCGGUACAUCAUUCUUCCUCAAGAAUUGACUAUAUCCUCAUAAGCAAUAUUCUCUUGUCUAAUAUAAAAGAAACCACAAUUCAUCCUAUCUCAAUUAGUGACCAUGCACCAGUCAGUCUAACACUACAAUUUCAUUACUACACCAAACCUUCCUUGAGAUGGCGCUUCAAUCUUUCACUACUCAAAGACUCAGUAUUCAAUAUGAUGGUAGAGAGGGAGUGGGCAUCCUUCAUGGAACUGAAUGACUCCCCGGAGACCACUGCAAUAACACUCUGGGAAACCGGUAAAGCAUAUUUAAGAGGGAAAAUUAUUUCAUAUUCAACCUACAAAAAGAAAAAACAAAUAGAAUUAGAACAACAAUUACAUCAAAAGAUAAUAACAUUGACAGAAAACGGAAAUAUGCCUGAAUUGAGAAACACACAACUACAACUAGACAAAAUUUUACAGGAAAAAAACAACUUUAUUAUGCAACAACUCCAAUAUGAACUUAUUGAAAAACAUAAUAUAUCUGGUAAAUAUCUUGCAAACUUACUUCAAAGAAAAAAAGACAAAUCAAUAAUUCCAUCAAUACAGACCUUUGAAAAUCAAAUCACUCAUGAUCCACAAGAAAUUAAUAACACAUUCCGUAUGUUCUACAAGAACUUAUAUUCAUCAGAAAAAGAAUCCAAUCCAACAGCAAUUAAAUCAUUUUUCCAAAACAUAAACCUACCACAAUUACCCUCCGAUAUGGCUGAAUUCUUAGAUGCACCAUUAUCACUGCAAGAUCUCCAUAAAGCCCUCCUUCAGAUGCCCAACAACAAAGCCCCCGGUCCCGACGGAUACCCCCCUGAAUUUUAUAAGCACUU